This is a messenger RNA of Rhineura floridana, 4833 nucleotides long. It is a transcript of the gene YY1, whose product is annotated as YY1 transcription factor. The coding region runs from base 389 to 1504 and encodes 371 amino acids. The record is from RefSeq and is a predicted model, not a curated record. NCBI's taxonomy places the organism in Eukaryota, Metazoa, Chordata, Lepidosauria, Squamata, Rhineuridae. Gene Ontology annotation, biological process: regulation of transcription by RNA polymerase II. Gene Ontology annotation, cellular component: transcription regulator complex; PcG protein complex. The transcript has 5 exons. Gene Ontology annotation, molecular function: DNA-binding transcription factor activity, RNA polymerase II-specific; RNA polymerase II cis-regulatory region sequence-specific DNA binding.
GCGAUUGGCCCUUGGGUGCGAGCGGGGGCGUGUCCCGGCUGCUGCCUCGGCCUUCCCGGGUCUGGAUGGCGGGUGAGGGAGGUUUGGAGUGUCUGUAUCACUCGGCGGCAGCGGCGGAAGUCUCGCGAGGCGGCGCGGGCGGGAUUUGGCGGCGGCUGAGGUUGCUGCCUGCUUGCUUCCCACUCUCCUCCCUCCCAACGAGCUGGUGUUUGUGUGGAAGGGGGAGGAGGCGGCAGAGGAGGAGGAGGAGGAGGAGGAAGGGAAGCGAGAGGAGGCUGAGCCCCGCCGGUGUCGGGCGGAGCAGCGGACCCGAGGCGGAGGCCCACCGCUAGGUUUUGGCCCGCCGCCGCAGCUGCCGCCGUUUUCGGCGGCUCCCCACUCCCCCACCAUGGCCUCGGGAGAUACCUUGUACAUCGCCACGGACGGCUCGGAGAUGCCGGCCGAGAUCGUGGAGCUGCACGAGAUCGAGGUAGAGACCAUCCCGGUGGAGACUAUCGAGACCACCGUGGUGGGCGGCGAGGAGGACGACGACGAGGACGACGACGACGAGUGCUGCGAGGACUGCGGCCCUCACCACCCGCCCCACCGCCGGCACCAUCACCACCACCACCACCAUCACCACCACCCGCCCAUGAUUGCCCUGCAGCCGCUCGUAACCGACGGCGACCCCAGCGGCGGCGGAGUCGGGGCCGGCGGGGGCCAGCUCCACCUGCACCACCACCCGCACCAUCAAGAGGUGAUCCUGGUGCAGACCCGCGAGGAGGUGGUAGGGGGAGACGACUCGGACGGCUUGCGGGCGGACGACGGCUUCGAGGACCAGAUCCUGAUCCCGGUGCCGGCUCCGGCCGGUGAGGAUGAGUACAUCGAGCAGACUCUGGUCACCGUCGCGGCCGCGGGCAGCAAAGGCAGCUCGGGUGGCGGCGGCGGCUCUUCUUCGGGCGGCGGUCGGGUGAAGAAAGGCGGUGGCAGCGGCAAGAAGAGCAGUAAGAAGAGUUACCUGACGGGAAGCGGCGGCGGGGCUGAAGGGGGCGGCGGCGGCAGGAAAUGGGAGCAGAAGCAGGUGCAGAUCAAGACCCUGGAGGGGGAGUUCUCGGUCACCAUGUGGGCCUCGGAUGACAAAAAAGACAUUGACCAUGAGACUGUGGUGGAAGAGCAGAUCAUUGGUGAGAAUUCCCCGCCUGACUACUCGGAGUACAUGACAGGAAAGAAACUGCCGCCUGGAGGAAUACCUGGCAUCGAUCUUUCGGACCCCAAACAGCUGGCUGAAUUUGCAAGAAUGAAGCCAAGAAAAAUCAAAGAAGAUGAUGCUCCAAGAACGAUAGCCUGUCCUCACAAAGGCUGCACAAAAAUGUUCAGGGACAACUCUGCCAUGAGGAAGCAUCUGCACACUCACGGGCCUCGGGUACACGUCUGUGCAGAAUGUGGCAAGGCCUUUGUGGAGAGCUCAAAACUAAAGCGGCACCAGCUAGUUCAUACUGGAGAGAAGCCCUUUCAGGUGCCCUAAGGACUCCAUGCUUGAAAGAACCAAAACGCAACAAGCUAACUCAAAUUGUGAGCCAAGAAAAGCUGGAUUCUGAUCUGCCUCAGUUAUGUAAAUUUAAAUAAUAGAGCCUAUUUUGUAUAAUUCUGUAAUGUUACUAUUGUACAAUAUUCUGCAUAAUCUAACCAAGGGGAGGGGCAAGAAGCUAUGCAGGGCAUCAAAGCCCCACCCCCAUAAUGGGAAAUGUGAGUAGUUCCUGUGGCUUCUGAGACUUUUAAUAGGCAUUGCCCAUACACUCUGAAGCAUAUAUUUGCAACCAUAAGGGCUAGGAACUUGCUUUCUCUUUAAAUCAGAAACUGAGUUUCUCAAGAAGCAGAAUUCUGUACCCAUUACCAAGUGCUACAGCUUGUGUUUUACACUUUGGCAGAUUUGCAGCAGGUUGUGUGCUGUUUAGAGAUUUUUAAAAUAUUAAGCGGUUUAUAAAUGCUUUUAAAUAAAUAAAUGCAGCCUUGGCUGUAGGGAAGGAAUAUUUUAAAGAAACUUCAUUCUUGCUGUACUGAAUCUAAUGAAGAUCUAGCUUGCAACAGGACAGGCAGCUCUGGUAGAAUGCUGCGAUUCCAUUACUGUCAAAAUUGCCUUAUGCCACUCGGUGUGAAAAAAAUGUCAGCUCUUCAUGGCAUAGAGUGGGGAUAGGCAACCUGUAGCUAACAGAGAAACAUUUAUGCACCUAGCAGAGCCUAGUGUGAUUUGCUGUGCUCAAAUUUCUGAUUUCAUAUGAAAACUGAAGGGGACAGUAAUCAAACUUUUAUGUGAUAGUGACUCAACAAGAAUAGUGUAAAUGUGAUGGCUUCCAUGAUGAAUUGUAAAUCUCGCUUUUGGGCUUAGAUUCCUUAUACUAGGAAUGGGUGCUGAGGUGGUUGCUCAUGACUGAAGGCUCGCCAUCUGUCUUGCAAUCUCACUCCUGGAGUGGUUUGAUAAGGAAUUGGAUUGGAUGCUUCUAGCAAAACGUGCCUACAAAUUAAACCCAUCAAGCCAAAUGUUAGUUUCUUUUUUAUUUUGCAUGUAAACACAAAGGUUGAAUAUCUUACAAUCAAGGGAUCGUGGUACUUACUCUGCCGACACUACAGGAAGUCAGCAUUUGUAGACAAGUGUUUAUUCCCAUGAAUGGGCUCAACAAAAAGUUUUACUUUCUUCUCUUACUCUAUGCUAAGUAGCAUUAAUGUGUAUAGCUGAAAUUAAACAGAAGGGAGUAGAAAAAGAGGAAGACCAAACGAGAUGGAUUGAUUCCAUAAAGGAAGACACAGAUCUGAACUUACAAGAUCUGACAGAUCUGAACUUACAAGAUCUGAACAGGGCAGUUCACGACAGAUGCUCUUGGAGGUCACCGAUUCAUAGGGUCGCCAUAAGUCGUAAUUGACUUGAAGGCACAUAACAGCAGAGAACCAUAUUUGUGCCUAGGUUGACAUCAGGGCCUUUGUAAACACUUAAAAUGAUGGAUUCCUGUACUUUCUGUAUUGCAUAGCUAAACUAUAUAUGGUGACUGUUUAUUUUAUGUGAAAAGUGACUUCUAAACAUGUUAAAAAUUGAUUAAAAUUUAUUUCAUUUUUUUAAAAGGAAAGCAAGAGGGAAGAUGAAGGCAAGUGGAGUUUGUCAUUGUUUCAGUUCCUCUUUCAUCCCCUUGGUGUGCCGGUGUUUCUGAAGAGAAGAGUUCUUGAGGAACAGUACUCUUGUUGUAGAUCUUUCUGAAACCUUAGAGCAGGGGUGAGGACCUGGCAAUCCAGAUGUUGCUGAACUACAACUCCCUUCAUACAUGACCAUUGGGUCAUGUUGCCUGGGGCUGAUGGGAGUCCAACAAUCUGGACAGCCACAGGUUAGCCACACCUGUAUUAGAAUCAAGGAUCCUACUUCAUCAUCCUCUUCCUCAGUAGCACUUGCCACUGUUGCAGGAUGCAGUGGAACAAUUAUUUUUAAUUCAUAACACAAUAGAGGGUGAAGCAUCUUGCUUAUGCAAGAAAAUCCACUGAGUUGAGAAUUUCUGCUUGUGUAAAUGGGACUUCCCUUCCACUUUGCCCACCCCCCACCCCUGCACCCUCAAAAUCUGUUCUGGAGGGGUGGGUCUUACCCUAAAGAUCUCUAUGCCUUGAACUUUAUGUUCAGAAAUACCAAAUGCCAUUUCUUGGUGUAGGCCUGCAUGUUUGAAUGUUCCUCAUUUCAAACAACCAUAAAACGGCCCAAGAAUAGCUGUAGGUCGUGCUGUUCCUGAAUACUUAGCUUAGUGGUGGGUAACCUGUAGCCCUCCAGAUGUUGGAUUCUAACUCCCAUAAGCCUCAGCCAGCAUGGCAAGUGCUCAGGGAUUGUGGGAGUUGUAGUCCAGCACCAUCUGGAAGGCUUCAGGUUCCCCAUACUCUGAUGUAGCUUAACUUUCAUCUAGGCUGAGAUGAUUGUAGGGCACUGGCCCAGUUUGGCCACUCCCCAGUUCAUUCAUAAAUGAAUGUUACAGCUUUGCCCCUCGCUUGGGUUGGCCGUUAUGGGAAGCACUGUCUUAUUCUCUGGUUGUGAAUUAUUUACAAAAACACUUGACUCUACAGAAGACUUUCAGAGUAACUAACAAGCAGUUGUGUCAUGGACCUUAGAGGCAGCAGUGGGUAUUACUCAUGUGGUAAUAACAUCAUCAGUGGAGUCUGCUAAUCACAGUGGCUGGCUCCCUUUUGCUAUCAUUCUGUAAGCACCUUGAGGGCAGCAGCCCAUCUUUUUUUCCCUUUUCAAUCCUGUGCUGCUCUAUGCUGCUGCUUUAUAUUUUUAAAUUCUAAGCUGUGCUAUUAGUGUUGUCUCUGGCAUCGUAUGCAGGUGCAUCCCCCCUUUUAAGGAGGAACAGUUCAGUCCUCUUCAGGCAUUAGGGUAGCAUGUGAGAGGUGUGGAGGGGCAGGGAGCAACAGGAGUUUGAGAUGAGUGUACUGGAUCCACCCCACCGUCACCACUCUGGUUGCAUUCAAGUUUGUGAAGCAGGGAGCCUACAGGAGGCUCUCCACUGAUUUUUGUGAACCCUGACAAAUCAGGGCUCUAAAAUAGAGGAAGUCCUGAGGAACGCAUGUGUGUGCAUGCCCAUCCUCAUUACUGCCCUUGCAUGUUUACUGAACUUGUACACUGAGCAUUAACCUUGAGAAAGGCUGGUGUUGUAAUCAGUUUUACAUUACUGAAUGCAUGUGCCACAGCAGCCAGGAAAUUACAAGGAAGUUUUUUUGAUUAUUUUUGUUAAUGAUACGGAGUUGAGACUUAUGUGAUAAAUAUGGUGGACAUGGACUUUGAUUGAUUUUUUAAAUGUAUGAUUGUGACGCAUGUUUGAUGAAAAUGGA